Molecule: messenger RNA, 894 nt
Organism: Otolemur garnettii (small-eared galago)
Lineage: Eukaryota; Metazoa; Chordata; Mammalia; Primates; Galagidae
Gene: EDA2R
Product: ectodysplasin A2 receptor
Exons: 5
Biological process (GO): tumor necrosis factor-mediated signaling pathway; positive regulation of canonical NF-kappaB signal transduction; positive regulation of JNK cascade
Cellular component (GO): plasma membrane
Molecular function (GO): tumor necrosis factor receptor activity; protein binding
Source: RefSeq, a predicted model, not a curated record
AUGGAUUGCUGAGAAAAUGAGUACUGGAACCAAUAAGGAUGUUGUGUGAUCUGCCAACAGUGUGGUCCUAGACAGGAGCUCUCCAAGGAUUGUGGUUAUGGAGAGGGUGGAGAUGCAUAUUGCACAGCCUGCCCUUCUUGCAGGUACAAAAGCAGCCAGGGCCACCACAGAUGUCAGACUUGCAUAACCUGUGCUGUCAUCAAUCAUGUUCAGAAGGCCAAUUGCAUAGCGACCUCUAAUGCUGUCUGUGGGGACUGUCUUCCCAGGUUCUACCAAAAGACAUGCAUUGGAGGCCUGCAGGACCAAAAGUGCAACCCAUGUACGUAACAGAGUCCCACAUCUGAAGUUCAGUGUGCCUUCCAAUUGAGAUUAGUGCAGGCAGAUGCACCCACAGUGCCCCCUCAGGAGGCUGCACUUGUUGCACUAGGGAGCAGUCUGCUAGUGGUGUUUAUCCUGGCAUUCCUGGGGCUCUUCUUCCUCUACUGCAAGCAAUUCUUCAACAGAAAUUGUCAGCGUAGAGGUUCACUGAAGCUUGAGGCUGACAAGGUAGCAGAGAAGGAAUCUCUCUUCCCCAUGCCACCUGGCCAGGAAACCAGUCCAGAGACCCUAGUGAAUGAGAGCAUCUUUGAGAACCAACCAUUUAACCCCAUCCUGGAGGAUGACUGCAGCUAAACUUGUAGCUUCCCCACACAAGAGUCCUUUACCAUGGCCUCUUGUGCCUCAGACAGCGACUCCCACUGGGUCCACAACCCCAUUGAAUGCACAGAUCUGGACCUACAAAAGUUUUCCAGCUCUGCCUUCUAUAUUGGAGCUGAGACAUCAGGAAAAAACACAGCUGAAAGCUCUGGGGAUAACCUGGAGCUCAAUGUGCCCUUUGAAAUUCCCAGACAUUAA